Owenia fusiformis is the source of this 1578-nucleotide messenger RNA. The record is from the annotation of a GenBank genome assembly. NCBI's taxonomy places the organism in Eukaryota, Metazoa, Annelida, Polychaeta, Sabellida, Oweniidae.
GCCGAAAGUGGUGGUUGUGUUUUAGGGAGCUCCCAAAAUAUUGUUACCUUGGAUGUAUUGGAGACAAAUAUCAGAACAAUAUUGGAUACAUGUGAUUCUGUACCAAAAAGUACAGUAGUGGAGAAUCUUAUAUACGAAAUCGAUAAUGAAGAGGACCUAAAAUCUGCCAGAGAAAGAUUAUUCUCUUUGUCUAAGAGAAAACUAAAGGAACAGUAUAUAGCCCUAUAUGAAAUAAAAGAUGAGGAAUAUAGGCAGCCAGAUUUGAAACUAGUGAAUAGAACUGGAGAUGGAAAGAUGGCUAAUAUUGCUGUGGAUAUCUAUGAUAUGUUUACAUAUAUAUCAGAUAACUGUGAUAAUGAUGAUUUCCCCAAAACUAUAUUAUCUAGUAAAAGUCUGUCAACAUUGCCAAGUUUGAAGGAUGAUAUUAUGAAGCCUCUCAGAUCAAAGGUCACGGAAUUAUACGCUAAACUAGCAAUGGCUAUGAAUACUAUUGUUGAACUAAAAGAUAAAAUGGAUAAGAUUGAGGAGAAACACAAUGAAGAAAUGGAUGAUAUGAGACAACAGAUGGAAUCUAUACAGCGAACUUUGUUGAAAGGGCCAACACUACAAGUAGGUAGCCCUAUUUCUUCACCUUCAAUACCUGACCUCAAUGAACCACAAAGGACCUUAAAUGCGCUAAUUAACCCUAAUAUUGUUAGCACUCCAAAAGUUAUUUCAACUUAUAAUACUUCGUUUGGCAGAGGCCGAGGUCGUAGAGAUGCCCUAACAAUAACAAAGCUCAUUUUGAACUCAGAUACAAACAACUCAGUGGUGCCUGUUAGUGGACAGUUUGACAAUGGAGUUAUCAGCCAUGCAAGCGGAAAAACCAAAACAGUGUCAAAAACUGUGCCAGGUCAAAGUGUACAGUGUGAUCCUAAUACAGUCAAACCUGUUGUGGUUGAGCAGGAAAAUCCUGAAUCCAAAUGUGAUAAAUAUGAUAAAACACUUGAAAAUGAUGAAUCCAUAUGUGACAUGUAUGACACAAUCAGCACCAAUGGAAAAACAUGGGCACAAAUAAUAAAUGAGCAUGAUGACAAGGAACCAAAACAAAACACCCGUAUGAGUACAACAUGGGAAACAGCACAGACACGAAAACAGAAACUUCGAUCGAGGAGACAAUCUAAACCUGAAAAAAAGCCACAGUUAAAAGGUGUAAAACAUGAGCAAUCAAUACAUAUGUACGUCGACAAUGUUGCUGUAAGUAAUGAUGUGACACCUGACAUAGCAAUGGGCCUAGUAAAGCAGCACCUGAUCGACAAUGGUAUUCGAGUGAUGAGAUGUAACAUUAUUCGAAAAAAGAUGUUCGACGAUAGCAUUGGGGUGAAAGUAGUAGUACCGUUAUUGUCAAUUGUAGAAAUGAAAGAUCCUUAUUUUUGGCCCGAUUCAAACAUUCAGUGUCGAGAAUGGCAGCGAUAUCCAUCACGUUCUAAUAAUAAAGACAAAGGACAACAUCAGACUCGCUACACCAGACUAGUUACACCACCCCGCUUUGACAGUAACGGAUGGGACAGGCGUUAUGGAAAUGAUAAUGUUGAUUAG